Nymphaea colorata (pocket water lily) is the source of this 2006-nucleotide messenger RNA. Its product is annotated as probable carboxylesterase 11. The transcript is spliced from 2 exons. The record is from RefSeq and is a predicted model, not a curated record. Lineage: Eukaryota; Viridiplantae; Streptophyta; Magnoliopsida; Nymphaeales; Nymphaeaceae. Gene Ontology annotation, molecular function: hydrolase activity. Bases 490 to 1890 code for a protein of 466 amino acids.
CACUCAAACAAGGGAACCGCGCUUCCCCUCUGCACAAGCUCCUCGAGAGGUCAGGCCUACCCGCCCAUUCUCUCCCCUCUAUUUCUAGAGAGAGAAACGAAAUUUCUGGAGAGAGAAAGAACGACGGACGGGUAAACUUUUCGUGCCAUGAAAGAUUACCGCCCUCCACCGUCGUUCCUAAUCACCUGUGGCAGGUUAUCCGGCGGCGUUUUGUGGGUAGUGAAGAAUAAAUAGAGGAACGGGAACGCUCCGAGCUCCGUCGGUUGCGUGCGAGGAAAGAAGCAGGUGACCCCACCAAUUGUCGUGAAUAAAUCUAUCUCUUUGAUAGAGAUGGUAUAUUGAGGAACAAGAAUUACAGAGAAAGAAAGAAAAGGAAUAUCCACGGCGUGUGAGGAUUAGCACCAGUGCUGACCUCUCCAAUCAAGGACCUGCCUUCGAUUCUAAGGAGAGAAACAAGAUUGGUGCAGACGGACGGAAGAGAGGUUGAUAAUGCCAACCGUGGCAGUGAAGUUGUACAGCGUUUUCUUCAAGUUACUCCUGAAGCACAGGCUCCAGACGCGGAUCCAAUUGCCUGGGGAAGGGGGGGACCCCUUUGGCGUCACUUCCCGGCCGGAGGAGGAAUCGGCGGUGCCGGCCAACGCCUCCUUCACGGACGGCGUUGCUACCAAAGACAUCCAUAUCGAUCCCUUCACGUCCCUUUCUAUCCGGAUUUUCCUACCAGAAUCUGCCCUGCAAUCCCCCUUCAAUCCCCUCUCAAAGCGACUGAACCACUCUCGGCGGAGCAGCUAUGGUGGUGCCACUUCUUCGCCUGCGUCCACGGCGACGGAGCAGACCCGGAGGAAUAGCUAUGGAGAUGAUCCCAACUGCUCGAAUGGGACCGGUGCCAGGGUCUCUGGAUCUAACGGCCGUUUGAAGGAAACGAGGAAAGGGCAGGAUAGUGGGACAGGCUAUAAAGGGUACCUGCCGGGAAUUCCUAUUUCCCAAUCGCUUCGGCGGUUGCCCAUAAUCUUGCAAUUUCAUGGUGGGGGAUUUGUUUCAGGGAGCAAGGAUUCGAAUUCGAAUGAUUUCUUCUGCAGGCGCAUUGCGAAGCUCUGUGAUGUGAUCGUGAUCGCGGUCGGAUAUAGAUUGGCGCCGGAAAACCGGUAUCCGGCAGCAUUCGAGGAUGGUAUGAAGGCUCUAAAUUGGCUGGGGAAGCAGGCGAACCUUGCAGAGUGCAGCAAGUCGAUGGGGAACAGCCGUAGUGGAGCAAGCGCCGGUGAUCUCCGCAAGUCAGAUGUCCAUAAGCAUAUUGUUGACACUUUUGGGGCGUCGAUGGUGGAGCCAUGGUUGGCUGGUCAUGGAGAUCCUUCCAGGUGUGUUCUCCUGGGAGUGAGCUGUGGUGCCAAUAUUGCAGAUUUUGUAGCUAGGAAGGCCGUGGAGGCGGGAAACCUUUUGGAGCCUAUUAAGAUUGUUGCUCAGGUUUUGAUGUACCCGUUUUUCAUCGGCAGUGUGCCCACUCAUUCAGAAAUAAAGUUGGCAAACUCAUACUUCUAUGACAAAGCAAUGUGUAUAUUGGCGUGGAAGCUGUUUUUGCCAGAGGAUAAAUUCAAUUUGGAUCACCCUGCUGCAAACCCGCUUAUUCCUGGCAGGGAGCCGCCACUCAAGUUCAUGCCUCCAACCCUCACAGUGGUUGCAGAGCACGAUUGGAUGAGGGACCGCGCUAUUGCAUAUUCUGAAGAGCUCAGAAAGGUGAAUAUUGAUGCGCCUGUUCUUGAGUACAAAGAUGCAGUUCAUGAAUUUGCCACCUUGGACAUGCUUUUGAAAUCGCCACAAGCUCAGGCUUGCGCAGAGGAUGUGGCAAUAUGGAUCAAGAAGUACAUAUCUUUAAGAGGCCAUGAAUUCUCGUACUAGAUCAAUCAACACUUUUGUUUUGUUUUGUAUAUUUUUGAGGGGGUUUUAUCUUUCUUGUUUUCCUGUAUCUUGAAAUUUUGAUCAGCUAGUCAAUCCAAGUUAAUUAUUUGAUCAAA